AUGGAAAUAUACAAGAUUACUUCGCCCAAGGAAUGGUCAUAUUUUGCAAAUGGAUCAGCCAACAUUUUAUUCAAAUAUACUGGGACUAAUGACUAUUUGACUCACAAACUAUUACGACUACGUUUACUAAAAGAAGACGAAGAAUACAUCAGUACUUGUGAACUAUAUGACUUUAUCGAAUUGAAAUGCAAACACUUGUUUCCUAAACAAAUUAUUGACAUUCAGUUGAUUGUGUUGACAUCUGAAUUUGUCAGGGGAUUGGAUAGUAAUGGAUUCAAACUACAGUUGAAUGAACGAUAUGGUUUGUUAAUUCCAAAUAUAUUGGAUGGGAACUACACUAAAAUUGCCCUACUGAAACAUUGUCAGUUAUAUUUGGGUAGUGAUGAUAACUCUGACAUUGACUCGCCUAUUGCAAAACAACAACAACAACAACAGCAGCAGCAGCAGCAGCAGCAGCAGCAGCUAAAUCAGACUAAUUACAAGACUAAUGACUACUCUUCUUUGACACAAGGCAAUGGUAUGGAUUUUCAACAGUCUCACAUCAACAAUAAUAUCAUCCCCGAUGGUCGCCUGGCUAAUAAUAUCAAUACUGCCACCAAUGUUCCAUCGAGCUUGAAUAGUGACAUCAAUUCAAUAAUAUUUGAAAUCAAACCUAAAUGGCUAUACGACAAUAAAUCGUCAAACUAUUGUCGAACUUGUUCACUCAAUCAAUUACGCAAUGUUCCCAGACACUUUUGCCCUCUCGACUUGCUAUAUCCAACCACAGUUGACCAAGGACUUGAUGAUAUAUUUUCUAAAAUCCCCUCAGAUAUCAUUGAACUAAUUGAAAUCACAAACAACUUCCCAUUGAAGCAAUUAUUUCACAAAUUUUUGUCCAAUCCUGAUCACAACGUUUUUGCCAAAUUGAAGCAGUAUCAAAAGAUUAACAACAAAAAUGAUUUAAUUGAAAACUUGACCUCGUCCCUGGAUGUAUCACAAAACUUGUCAUUGGUUAUGACUUUGCGUGAUGUGGGUUUAUUUAUAAAAUUUGAAAAGUACGAUAAAAAUAAUGAUAUUCAUAAUUCCCACAACAACAUAAACAAUAUAAUUAUAUUACCACCACCAUCAGCAAAGCAGAUCAACGGGAAUACCCACUAUGGUUCACCAUCUAAGUUGGAAGCUUCACAUAAUAGUUACGAUCAGGAUCAAACUCAAACUGAAGAUUCAAUCAAAGGUUAUGAUGAAGAGGGACAAAAGUAUCUCGUUACAUGCAACAUAUACGACUUGGAUCUAAAGAGCAGGAUGAAAUACAAGUACUGGCUACAAGUUGAACAUGAGCUACAGGGAAUAUAUAAUCUGAAUAAUCCAAAUUGGAGGCACUGUUGUAAAUAUGGGAGUUUAGGGAAUGCUAAGUAG
Lodderomyces margitis is the source of this 1395-nucleotide messenger RNA. It is a transcript of the gene IPK1, whose product is annotated as inositol pentakisphosphate 2-kinase. Bases 1 to 1395 code for a protein of 464 amino acids. Gene Ontology annotation, molecular function: ATP binding; inositol-1,3,4,5,6-pentakisphosphate 2-kinase activity. Gene Ontology annotation, cellular component: nucleus. Lineage: Eukaryota; Fungi; Ascomycota; Pichiomycetes; Serinales; Debaryomycetaceae. Gene Ontology annotation, biological process: inositol phosphate biosynthetic process. The transcript has a single exon. The record is from RefSeq and is a predicted model, not a curated record.